Messenger RNA from Linum trigynum, 917 nucleotides. Lineage: Eukaryota; Viridiplantae; Streptophyta; Magnoliopsida; Malpighiales; Linaceae. The record is from the annotation of a GenBank genome assembly.
CUUUCAUCUCCAUCUCCUCCCCCACAAAAUAGAAACUAGAAGAAGAAAAGCCAUCGAAAGAGAGAGAGAGAGAGGGAGAGAGAGGAGAUAACAAUGGGGAACAGCUUGAGGUGCUGUUUGGCGUGCGUGAUUCCCUGCGGCGCACUGGACUUGAUCCGGAUAGUCCAUCUGAACGGGUACGUGGAGGAAAUAACCCGACCCGUAACCGCCGGGGAGAUCCUGCAGGCCAACCCCAACCACGUCCUCAGCAAGCCUUCCUCACAGGGAGUCGUCCGCCGGAUCCUCAUCCUCUCGCCGGACUCCGAGCUCAAGCGCGGCGGCAUUUACUUCCUCAUCCCGGAAUCCUCCUUGCCCGACAAGAAACGGCCCCGUACAAAACGCAGCAGUAGCAGCAGCACUCUCAAAAAGUACUGUACCACCGACCACGAUAACAGCAAGAACAAUGAUGACCAUCACGCUUCGGUUAGACACCACUGCGAUCGGUACUUGACGGAGACGACAAUCUCCGAGGAGGAGAAGAAGCAAGAUUCGACGCCGUCAACACGGCGUCACAGACGGACUGGGACGGGCAGAUCUGGAGUGUGGCAGCCAUAUCUAGACAGCAUCACGGAAGACUCGUAAAUUUAAUGUACUGGGCCCCACUUUCCCCCUCGAUCUUCUUCUUUUUUCCGCCUCCCGGUCUCUCUCCGGUACCGGGAUCUGAGCCGGAGACGGACGUAGGUGGUGGUGGGGAUUCGGUUUCUUUUUUUAACCUCUCCUUUUUUUUACUGUUACUGUUACGGUGAUGGGGAGGAGGGUUGAUUGGGAUUUGUGGAUAGCUUCAUAUAUAUUUUUUUUUUGUGUUGGCCUUCACGAGGGAUAUGUUAAUUUUUGGUUUUCUUGUUUCGAUCUGCGAAUAGUAAAAUGGCAGAUCCGAG